AUGCGGCAUUCGGAGCGGCUAGAUUUUGCAGAUGAGGAUGCUUGGUUCCAGCAUCCUGAUUCCCGCAGCUUCCCGAUGGACCCGCCAAUCACAACUCGAGGCAAGAGCUUGGCCAAGUUCCAAGGGCAGACGCUGACCGAGUUGUGCAACAAGCUGGGGACACCGAUCGACGUCGUGAUCACCUCGCCUUUCCAUCGGUGUGUGCAGACGGCGGCCGCCAUCAUCGAGGUCCUGCCCUUGCGAAACGGCAAGAAGGUGCCGAUACUCAUCGACUGCGAAAUCGCAGAGGUGGGUCUCUAUAAGAAGCCGCCCGGGAUCAGCGACCCUGGGCUCAUCAAGGCCCACCAGGAGUUCUGCAGCCGUCGGCGCACCUUCGACGAGGUGGCAGAGCUGCCGGACCUCCAAGGAAUAGAAAAGCUCAAUGCCAACUCGUUUGUCGGCAUCGCGCCCCCCUUCCCCGAGCAACGGCGCUCGGCCCACAUCCGUGGCCUCUACCGCUUCGCGGAAUGGCUGGAAAGGGGGAGAUAUGCGCGACUCAACUUCCUUAUAGUCACCCACCAGGAUUUGGUGCACACAUUCUGCUCAAUGAUCAAGCCCGAGGUUUGCAUCGAGUGGGUGAAGUACUGCGGCUGGGGUGCUGCCUUUGUCAAGCGCAAGGACUUUGGUAACCUUUCGGCCGACGCGAUCCAGAAGCGGAGCACCAAGCCGCCCCCCCCGCUGCAUUCCCUGCAGAUCACUUCAGAGCUCGGCUCUGGUGUGCGUUGGUCACCAUACACCGUGGAUCCUCGCACCGGCAACCAUCUUCGCUGGUACCCUGCCGAAGACGAGACUGGUGUGGCAGCCAUUGCCGCCAUUUUCUCCAACCAGCAGAGUACUGAAUUGCAGGAAAUGAAACGCUACGCGGACACGCAGGCCUUGCAACGUGCCUUCCGGGGUGGCAAGACAUUUUCGCUCAUCAUGUCGGCCGCGAACAGCAGGUCGGAAAACGAACUUGAGGAUAAUGUCCGCGACAAGCCGCCGUCGACGGAGGACAUUGACAUUGCGAAGCUGGAGAUCAGUGACGCUUACGAGAAGGUCAUGCUCAAUAGCACCGUUAUGGAACCGCCCAAGCGCUCGACUUCCGAGGAGGAGAUGGUGAGCUGUGAGCGCAGUGCGACAGUCAUGGUGCAGGGGACAGUAUUGGUCCUCAGCGUGAGAUUGAGCCCAGGCCGACCUGCCUCUUUGCCAGUCGGAGCUGUGGCCUCGCAGAUAGAGGGCUUUGUCGUCAUCUAUCAGAAGUGCUUGGCACGCUUGCUGGUUCUGAGUAGCAUAGCGUGCUAUGGAUUGGCCAUCAAGGCUCGCGGCGUCCACCCGAACCUGACGCCGCUAUUUAACGUGAAGGCGACUUUCGAUCGCAAGCAUAUCGACAAGCUCAAGGGGCUCUCGGCCACCCUGGACAACGAAACCAACCAGAUCGUGUUGGUGAAUGCUGUGGAGGAACAUGCAGUGUCUUGGGCGCGACUCGCCGAUCGAUUGAGCGAAACCGGCUGGAUAGAGCUGCAUGUCAGCACUCCGAAAGGUGCUUUCUUCUCCAACGAUUUGAAAAUGUACAGCGCAGGGAUUGUGGAGGGCUACCUCACGGCAGAACGCAUGUCCCAGUUUUACAGCAACUUUUACCCUUUGUUGCAGCCGAAUGAGGAUUCCACUCUUGCCAUGAUGAACAUCAGGAACUCUUUCAACCAGCAGAUUCAGCACAUCAUGCGCAUGUGCCAGCUGGCCGCCGGCACGGCCGAGGGAGAGCCGGCCGAUCCGUACUGGAAGCACGUGCGGUAUCUUUUCCUGCAGAUGUGGGGUUUGAAGGAUGCCUACAACCUCGUGGCGGAAGAGAAGGGCGUGCGGACAAUAGACAUGGUCGAUCUGCUGUUCAUCAACUCCCACGCGGAGCUCCCUGAGCUCAUUGAGGCUUUUCGGCCGCAAGCGGUGGCGGCCAGAAGCGGCGCUGCAAGCUCCGAUGCUCCUGACUCACAAAAUUCUACAUCAGGAUCGCUACUGGAAGCCCACGUGUCACAGGCUGAUGCUCUAACGAUCGAUUCCGACUGGAAGCUCCGAUUGGCGAAGCACGGCCACUGCACGGCGCUAGUGCGCCUGGCCCCUGCAAAUUCGGAUCUUUUCAUUGGGCACACCACCUGGGGCGACUACAGCAAAAUGAGCAGGGUGUACAAGUACUACCGAUUUGAUCUGCCUUUGUCAUUUCACUCGCACGAGCUGAUGGGUUUCAGUUCAUAUCCUGGCUGCGUCAGCAGCACCGACGACUUUUACAUGAUGGACAAUGGCCUGGCAGUGAUGGACACCACGCUGGAGGUCCUUAACCCGAAGUUGUACAGCCGGGUCAUGGAUGAUCCUGGCAAGCCCAGGCUACCCAAGUUUCUGCAUGUCAUGGCUGUGAAUCGUGUGGCAAAGACAGGCACGCAGUGGACGUCGAUGAUGGCAGAGCAGAACACAGGCACCGGAAACUCGCAGUGGAUUGUGGUGGACUACAACAGGUUUCUUCCUGGACAACCUUUGCAGCGAAAUACGCUCCGGAUUCUGGAGCAAGUUCCUGGUAUGACGCAUCAGGCGGACAUUACCACAGAGCUCACUUCGCGUGGCUAUUGGGGGUCCUUUAAUCGUCCAUUCUUUGAGGACAUCAGACGGAUGUCUGGGCACAAGACAGCUGAGGAGUCCUACGGCAAGCUGUUCUCCUUCGAAGACUCACCGCGAGCAUCCUUGCUCCGCCGAUUUGGAUCCGGAGUGAGUCAAUUGGGCGAUAUGCGUUCAACCAUGACGCGCAACGAUCCUAAGGAUGCAGUUCCAGGAUUCCCUGCCGGGCCAGGGCAUGCCAUCAUGGCCCGGCUGGAUUUGGAUUCGAUGGUGAACAAUAUCCCGAAUGGAGGAAUUGAUGCAAAGGUGACAAGCGCUUGCUUGUUCAAGCGGAUGGCUUGUCAGGCCGUGAGCGGACCAUCGCAUGGUUCAUAUCCCGCCUUCCGAUGGACGAGCCAGGCGACAGACACAGCUCCUGCAGCUGAAUUGUUCCAGGGCUGGCCGCACUUGGGGUUGCCAGAUGUUUGGGAUUUCGAUUUUGUCGAGAUGAGCUCUGACGAGGACAAGCUGGCAAACUCCCAGCUGAGCGACAGCUGCUAA
Molecule: messenger RNA, 3159 nt
Organism: Symbiodinium sp. CCMP2592
Lineage: Eukaryota; Dinophyceae; Suessiales; Symbiodiniaceae
Source: the annotation of a GenBank genome assembly